Molecule: messenger RNA, 1182 nt
Organism: Orbilia oligospora ATCC 24927
Lineage: Eukaryota; Fungi; Ascomycota; Orbiliomycetes; Orbiliales; Orbiliaceae
Exons: 3
Coding region: 1-1182 (393 amino acids)
Source: RefSeq, a predicted model, not a curated record
AUGGAACGAUCACCAUCACUAGAAGCUCUCUUUUCUCCUCCUCUUCUUGACACCACCGAUACUUUCACUACUCCCACGACAACCACCACCAAAAUCACACCACCAACUUACACAGCAACCGAAGUUUCAUACAUGAUAAGAGUCUUCCAAAGCGAAGCUAAUUUCCUUACUCAACAUGGUUUUAACAUCUCAAACCCGACUGAAAGAGCGGUGGGACCCACACUUCUUAAAGUUCUUAUGGGGGCGCCCAAUGCUGCCGAGAAUCUAGCGGAGGUGGCGAGAGUUCUUGGGGGGAAUAGUUUUAGUCUUGAUGAUCUGAAUGCUGAGGAAGAAGAACUGUUGGAUAUCGAUCCUAACCUCAUGAACGAUAUGGAGAUAGAAAUCGAACCUCUAGACAUGACAGAUCAAACAAUCAUUCCGAAAUCCGGAGCCUACAACCCCCGCCACCGAGCCAUCCAAUACCGUCUCCUCCCCUUCGAAGACGACUUCAAAACCAACUGGAUCCUCUCCCCAACAACCCACGUCCAUAGCACUAACAACGCUAGCUGGUUUAAAACAUUCUUUAGCUUCAACGCCAUGACAAACCAAGGCGAUACCGUCACGGGAGGCGGUAGCGUCGAUCUCCCCAUUAUCACAAACCGAGGUGUAGCGAUAGUUACACUACAAAAUGUAAUUUACACGCCACUAGCAAUUUGUAACGUCUUCGGUGGAGGAGGAGGAGAAGAUAUUGGACUUUUUGGGUUCGAACCACCUACUUCGUUUGAAGGGAGUAAUAAUAAUAAUAAUGGGGGAUGUGGGAAGAUGUUUAUGAAUCGUAAUAGAAGUGUUUGGAGCUGGUUGGAGGGGAUUGGCAAUCCGUAUGAUGAUGAUAAGGAGGGUGAAAGAUCAUGGAUGAGGUUGAAGAUUGUGGGACAACAGAAUGGGAGAGGAAGGGUUGGGAUACCUAGUGAGAAUAGUAGAUAUUCUCUUUCUAAACCUGUGGUUAAUAGGGUGGGGAAGAUUAUGGAAUUGAAGUGGACGGAGGAUAUGUUUAGGACUAUGAAGAAUGGAGGGGUGUUUAGGAUUGAAGGCGAAUUGGCGAAUGCGGAUUUGCUUAGAUUUGAUAUGGCGCUGGUGGAGGAUGAGUAUAGAAGGUGUAAGGAUGGAUUGGAGGCUAUUGGGGUUGAUGUUGAUGGGAUUUAG